Messenger RNA from Octopus sinensis (East Asian common octopus), 11805 nucleotides. RefSeq lists its product as uncharacterized. Gene Ontology annotation, biological process: establishment or maintenance of epithelial cell apical/basal polarity; heterophilic cell-cell adhesion. The coding region runs from base 656 to 11059 and encodes 3467 amino acids. The transcript has 68 exons. Gene Ontology annotation, cellular component: plasma membrane; protein-containing complex. Gene Ontology annotation, molecular function: protein binding; calcium ion binding. Lineage: Eukaryota; Metazoa; Mollusca; Cephalopoda; Octopoda; Octopodidae. The record is from RefSeq and is a predicted model, not a curated record.
GCCACGCCUCCAUACACAACGAAAGUCACUAUUGACGCUACUACAAGCAUUUAGGUUCAUGAAUAUAUAUAUCUAUAUAGUUAACAAAAACACACCUCGCUUUUUAUAAUAAUAACUAUAUCAACAACAGAGCGGGGUUUUGUUGUUGAGUUUUUUUUAUUGGGUGGAGGUACAACUACAGAUUUUGCCCGAAUUUCAGCUAAAACAGUGGAUAUUAUUAUUUUGUAGUUAAUAUUUUCUAUUUAUUCGUAAUAUUUUUUCAUUUAUUUUUAUAAUUGUUUGGGUUAUUUUUCUUUAUUUUGGAUCUCAAAUUUAACCUGGAUCUUACUUCGUUGCCAUUUUAAGGAUAUUUUUUCUUUUUUUAAACCAAAGAAGAAAAGCAGGAACGAAACAAAACAAAAAAGAAACUAAUAUAACUCCGCCGUGAAACUUAAGGAAUACACCUCAAGAUAUAUGUAUGUGUGUAUAUGUAUAUAUAUAUUGUAGAAAUGAUGGUUUUAAGUUGCUAACGAAGAUUAUUUAAAAAAACAAUCAAUGACAGAAGCAGAAGAGACUACUACUUGAAAAAGAAAUCUGUAUAAUUACAUAACAACAGAGGAAUAUAACAAAUCAAACGGAUAUUAAUUUAAACAAUUUCUACAUAAAUAAAAACAAUAUGGAAUUUAAAAUUUCUACACAAAGACUAAUUACUAUAUUAGUCGCAAUUACGUGUCUUGGUGAAUUAAAGUUCGCGCUAAGCACAAGUGAUAUUGAAUUCAAGUGUCCAGUCAAAUGGUUCAACAUUGGAUAUAUGUGUUACCAUAUCGUUGAAAAGCAAAUGCCAUGGGAUUUGGCUGAUGACUCAUGUAAAAGGCUCCAUUCCAAUUUGGUAAUGAUAGAUGAUUACUGGACAAAUAUGGACAUAUCAGAAGCAGUCAAGAAAAAAGGACAUGACGAAUAUUGGAUCGGAUUCAAUCGUUUAGGCGCCACCCACUCAAAUGAAACGGCGUAUUGGGGAAAGGAUUCUCUUAGCAAUACCCAGACUGGUUUCUGGAACAACUACCAACCCAAUGUGCAGGAAGGAAAAUGUAGUGCAGUUAGCCAACUCGGACAAAGCUACAAGUGGUCGUUUGCUAAAUGUGACCUAGCUAAGGUCUUCGUCUGUGAAAUGACAGCCUGUUCAAAAGAUACGUUUAGAUGCAACAAUGGACGGUGUAUAAGCAAACAAUUGCUCUGUGACGGAACUGACGACUGCGGGGACAGUACAGAUGAAGUCAGUUGUGACCAACAAUGUCAGUAUUAUAGCUCUGGAUUAAGCGGAUUAAUUAAAACUAAAAACUUCCCGAGUGAUUACGACAAUGGCGCUUUCUGUAUGUGGAGAAUAGAAGCAGAUGUUGGCAAUUACGUCAAGUUGACAUUUACCGAAUUUCUUACUGAAAAUUGUACAGAUGUUGUUGAAAUAUUCGCUGGAGGUGAUAGCGAAACAGAUUCCAUUUUGUUAGCUAAACUCUCAGGAAACAUACCUACAAAUACUGAAUAUUUAAGCUACAACAACAAAAUGCUUCUCAAAUUCACAAGUGACCUCAGUGACACAAUGAAAGGGUUUUCUGCAACUUGGACUGCUGUUUCCACUGCUCACUCACACUCUAUGUUAACGGCCACUGAAAAUGAACAAAUACUCAGCUUCAGUGAUAAUGCGAAUCUUCUACAUAACACAUGGACAUUAACAACAAAAGAUAGAAGAGAAAUAGUCACCCUAAUAAAACAAGACAUGGUACUUUCCGACAAAGACGAAGUUAUUGUGUAUGACGGAGAUAGUGUUGAAUCUCCUAUUAUUGGUCAAUACAAACUCACUGACUUUGGCACUGAUGGACCUGAUGCAAUCAUGUCGACUGGACAAAAAAUGCACAUCCUUUUAAAAACACGGGGAUUUGACUCAAAUGUCAACGUAAAGUUUUUAUACAAACAAGGUUGCAACGUUAUGAUUAAUAAUGCUUUAUCUGGUGAAAUCGUAUCUCCUGGCUAUUAUGCAAAUAUAAAGUACCCUAACUCACUUUCUUGUCAAUGGACCAUCUCUUCCGAAAUGUCAAGGGGUCUCAUCCUCAAAUUUAUACCUGACCUGUCAGACGAUGACACUUUACAUGUGAAAUAUAAUAACGGCAGUCAAACCGUGGAAGUAAAUGCUGUCAAUGUGCCAGUUAUAGAGGUACCUGAUGGAAAAGUAAACGUCUCCUUCACUACCAACAGCAUCAAGAAUAAAAAAGGAUUUAAAGCUAAAUAUUCAGUGGAUUGUCCUGCCUUGCAGCUGAACAGUUUCGCAGUUGCUCAGCCACCCUUAAGUAUAUGGCAUCAAGAUUCUCAAGUGAACAUUAGCUGUGCUAAUGACUACGGGUUCCGGGAUGAAAAAUUUGUGGGAAAUAAAUCUAUCUUGCUCGAGUGUCAGGAAGGUGGGAAAUGGAGUGCUGAAAAAAUCCCAAAAUGUUUGAAAAACUAUUGUGGACCAACGAAAUACAUUAAGAAUGGUUUUGUUUUCAACGCUACUGGUGCAAUGGUUGGAGAUACAGCGACGUAUUCUUGUUAUCCUGGUUAUGUUAUCAGUGGAGAUGGAACCAUUACGUGUACUUCUAAUGGAACCUGGGAGGCUUCACCGUUUUGCAUCUCAAGUGGUUGUAGCGAGCGGUCUAACAUCACCAAUGGUCAAGUCAUGAUUGAAAACGGCAAUGGAACCACAGUGGGAAGCGUACUGAGAUAUAGCUGUGAUCCUGGCUAUCAUAUUGAAGGAAAUCCACUUCAGUUGUGCUUGAAAUCAAGAUCUUGGACAGGCAAUGAACCAACUUGCAACAAAUUUAAUUGCACGAUUAUAGGCCUCUCUGAUAAAAUACCAGAAGCAAACAUUACACAGAUCGAAGAUGUACCAUACGAUGAGACAUUAAACAUUACUUGUAACGAAGGGUAUAAUUUAACAGGGCCUAAUACAAUUCGGUGUACUGAAAAUCAAACUUUUAGUUUAUCAUCGUGUACAGAUAUAAAUGAAUGUGAAAGACAGAAUAUGUGUGAGCAAAUCUGUAUAAACACACAAGGAAGCUAUAAAUGCCAAUGUGAGAAAGGCUACACUCUAAAAGCUGACAACAGCUCAUGUGAAGACAUUGAUGAAUGCCAGAAAAACAAUGGUAACUGCCAACACUCCUGCACAAAUGUGAACGGAAGCUACACUUGUAAUUGCAAUGAAGGUUAUGCUCUUUAUAAGGAAAACAAUACAAUGAGUUAUUCCAUACCGGCUGCUGAAGAUGGCACACAAUUUGGUGAUGUUUUUUACUUGAACCAUUCUUGUGUCCGGGUCUUGUGUUCGAAUCCCCUUCCACUUGUAAAUGGUUUCAUACAACCUCAAAGGAAGAUCAGUCGUUAUGGCGACAUCUUUCAUUAUUCGUGUAAGAUAGGUUAUCAACUUGUUGGAGAAAAGACUUCUGUGUGCCAGUAUAAUGGUACUUGGUCACAGACUCAACCAAGAUGUGAAGAAAUGAAAUGCCAGCUUGACCCGUUAAAUACGUUUGUGAACAAACCGACUCUAUUGACGAACGAGAGCAUUCCCUACCUCGGUUAUCUGAAUUUCUCUUGUACAAUUCUUGGUAAAGGCACUGAAUAUCGACAACGCCAAUGCUUAUAUGAUCCAGAUACAAAAACAACUAAGUUGCUUGGAGAUUCAUAUGAAUGUGGAUUUAUCGACUGCGGUCAACCAAUGAAUAUUGGUGGUUCCAACAUUACUACAAUAAGUGAUACCACUUAUGGGUCCCAGUUUGAAAUGGCGUGUAGCGAUAUGUACAGUCUGAAAGGAAACAGCAGCCAAGGUAACAACACUGUGUGGUGUGAAUCAGAUGGCAAGUGGGAUUAUGGUGACCUACGAUGUCAAGGAGUUAUGUGUGAGGAUCCAUUUUUCCCAGUAAAUGGAAAAGUCACAGUGAACACCUAUGCCAUAGGAGGGAAUGCGUCAUACAAAUGCAAUGAAGAUGGCUAUCAGCCAUUUCCAAACUCCAUUCGAACUUGUGUAGAAAAUAACAACAAAAACGGACUGAUAUGGUCAGGAGAAAUCCCAAAAUGUCUUGAUGUUAAAAAGCCAGUUUUGAUUCCUGGUACGUGUACUGACUCAGUAACUGUCAAACUGUACAGUUUGUUCAAUCUGACACAGCCCGAAUUCACAGAUAACUCUGGCAAAGUUCGCAUCACAGUUCAACCAGACUACAUUAGCGAAGAUUUUGUCAUCAACAAUAACAUCACAAUAGAAUACACAGCAACUGAUGAUGCUGGAAACAACGAGACAUGCUCAACUUCUGUUAUCGUCGAAGGUAAGAACAAGCCACUUCUUAUUACAUUUGUAGAUUGGAAGAAUCAAAUUGAUACCCACGAAAUAUAUUUCGAUUUUUUCUUUUCAGUCAUAAACGAGAGAGCGCAAUACAGGGGAGAUAUUGUCUUCACUUUUGAACCUGUGAAUAAAAAUGCUACCAUCACGCAGACGUGUAUUGAUCAAUACCGCGAAUCUACAUUACAGAAACUCAAAGACAGUACUCAAGACCUAUGUGCUUUGGUGGCAGGAAAACCAAAGCCUGAAAUUAUGGAAAAUACAUUUGUCGCAAAACUUGAAGGAUCACAGGUCGUGAUAUCUUCUACUUUGAGAAUAAGCAAUACUACAGACUUAGCCGAUGACAAGCAGCAAACGUGUCUCACCAACUUUAUAAAGUACGCUAACGACAAGGAUAUGGCAUAUAGUAUAGCGAUUAAUAUUUCUAACAGUGCUGCCUGUGGAGAUGCAAAACGGGAGGGAUCAAAUAUAACUCUAUAUACCUAUUGCCAUGACGGGAAAAUUCCGAUCGACCUGCGAGGAGGAAACACCCACUGCGUUAAAUGUCCUCUUGGUUCUUAUGGUACUAAAAUUAAUGGUGUCACUGAAUGUAAACCCUGUCCAAUUGGAGAGUAUAAGGAUACUGAUGGGAACCAAACCUGCACCCCUUGCCCGGCAAAUACAUCGACACACUCAGAAGGAAGUACAAAUGUUAACGAUUGUAAAGAUAUAUGCAGCAGCGGUAGCGUUUCAAGUACAAAAUUACCACCGUGUACACUCUGUGGAACGAAUUCAUACUACUUGAACGCAACCUAUUGUGAAUCAUGCCCACCUUUAACCAAAAACAGAAACUAUGGCUCUCUUUCAUCAACCAGCUGCGAAUCGCAGUGUAGUAAAGGUCAUUAUUCCUUCGAUGGCUUUGAACCUUGUAUAAAGUGUCCUCUAGGUUACUAUACCGAUGUCACAAUGCAAACAACGUGUUUGGAAUGUCCUGAUGGAACUACUACUAUGAUUACUGGGGCAACAAAUGCAACUAACUGUGUUUCUGUUGAAGCAAACAUAUGCAAAACCAAUCCUUGUGCUAAUAAUGGAACAUGCGUGCCAAGUGGACACUCAUACAGCUGUAAUUGUACUAAUGGAUUCACUGGACGAAAGUGUGAGAAAAUGGUAGACCUAUGUGCACCUAACCCAUGUUACUUCAAUAGUACCUGUACAGUGAAAGGUUCAACAUUUGAAUGUAACUGCCCUGCAGGAACCAAUGGGACACGGUGUGAAAUUAUACAGAAAACUUGUACACCUAACUUCUGCUUAAACGGUGGAAUAUGUAUCAACAAGUUGAAUUCGACCGAAUGUCAUUGUCCAAAUGGAUUUACUGGCGACCGUUGUGAUACGUCUAUUUUGCCGUGUAGUGCAAACCCUUGCCAAAAUGCUUCUAGUUGCGAGAAUCUUGGUAAUGAACGCGCUAAAUGCAACUGUCUACCCGGAUUUGAAGGGGAGAAAUGUCAAGACAAUAUUGACGAUUGUGCAAGCUCCCCAUGUCUUUUUAACGGAAGUUGCACUGAUUUAGUUGAUGGUUUUGAGUGUAAGUGCCAUAGCGGGUUGUCUGGAAAAAUAUGCAACGUCAGAGAGAACCCAUGCAAUGUAUCAAAGUGUCAUGGAAACGUUUGUAUUGUUAACGAAGAAGCAAUGGACAGCAUAUGCAGUUGUAACGAAGAUUAUACAUACGCCGAGGUCUGUCAGCUCUCCUAUGAAUCUAGUACAAAGUAUGAGAGUUCAAAUCCUUAUAAAACAGAAGCUGCUGCAUCCUCGAAGGUUUGCACUACCGCAUGUCUCAACGACAAUCAAUGUCAGUCCGUGACAUUUGACAACAACACAAACAGCUGCUACUUUUUCAAUGGUAAAGUCAACACCAGUAAAGAUGCUUGCUGUGAAACAUUCACGAAACAUUGCCAAAAUCCAACAGAGAAUUAUUGGAGUCCGUGGUAUACUGUAAACGGAUCUAGAAUACCAGAAGAAGCAGUAAAGACUUUGCGUGAUGUUGGCGUCGAUAUUUGCAAUGGAAUGGUUCCUUUGUUGAUUCAGUGCCGAUCACGUGUUGACAGAGCUCCCUUUCUUUGGCAACAGCAAUUAGGGAUGUCAUUUAACCUGAGUGAUACUUGCAUAAUAAAUAAUGAAAGCUGUAAUCCAAGUUGCCCACCGUAUCAGCUACGUUUCCAGUGUAACGUCAACAAAGUAAUGGACCAAAAACAAUGUUUUAACAAGACACCAUGCGGUGCAAUACAGUGCUACAAUGGUGGUACAUGCAACUCAAAUAUGUGCUCAUGCACCAAUGGUUACAGUGGAGAGUUCUGCCAAAAGAUGAAUGAUAACUGCGAUCCAAACCCUUGUGAAGGUGGCACUUGCACAAACCUUAUUAAUGAUUAUCAGUGUAAUUGUUUCUCAGGAUACGAAGGCAAGAACUGCACAAAUAUAAAUGACUGUGCCAAUGCAACAUGCAAUGUGACAGGUACACAGCAAUGCAAAGAUCUCGUAGAAGAUUACCAAUGUAUCUGUAAGCCAGGCUACAAAGGGCAAAUGUGCAAUAUCAACAUAGAUGACUGUGCCAGUAAUCCUUGUUUGCAUGGUGCCAACUGUACGGAUUUAGAAAAUGACUUCAGCUGCAACUGUUCCGCUGGCUGGACAGGCAAACGUUGUGAAAACAUAGACAGCAUGUGCCAAGCUAAUACGUGUUCAAAUAAUGCCCAGUGCAUUGAUAUUUUCCAAGAUUUCUAUUGCAGCUGCCAGUCAAACACUCAUGGUAAGCAAUGUAACCUCUCCAACUCGGUUUGCUCCAAUGCUAAUCCAUGCAUUAACAACGCCACCUGCAUUGAUAAACUGGGUGAUGUCCAUUGUAAUUGCACUGAAGGUUUUGCUGGAGUAGGCUGUGAACUUUCAGUCGAUUAUUGUAAAAAUUCAGUCUGCGAAAAUGGUGGAAAGUGCACUAUUAAAGGAAACGGCUAUGAAUGUAAAUGUCCUACAGGGUUUUCUGGUAAAAACUGUGAGACAAAUGACGAAAGUUGCAAGGAAAACGUAUACUGUCAAACCAGUAAGGCAAUUAAGAAGUGUUCAUCAACGUCUAGUAGUAAAGCCGUUUCUUUAGAUCACGAUUUGUGGUUUUAUCUUCCGGAUAAACGUGGAAUGGCAGUCAUGAAUAAUCCAUUACUACUUGAGGGCAUGGACUUAUCCAUGAGUCUCUGGAUUAACUUCGACCGUGCUGGAGACACUGGAACAUUUAUGAACGUCUUUAUGUUGAAGUCAGAAAAAGAUGGUACAGAAAAGAAAGAAAUACUGUUUCGCUUAAGCAAUACAGGAAUGUCCUACAUCACCGAAAAUGGGAGCAUGACGACCAUAGAUUUUUCUAGAAUCAAUGAUGCCAAAUGGCACUUGGUCACUCUGGUUAUAUCUUCAGCAAACAACGAAGUGGAUCUGAGAGUCAAUAACUUUCAGAUGAUAUCUACUUCUAAUCAACCAAUUCAAAGUCCAUUUAAUCAAACAUUACUCGUUAUACUUGGAUGUCAUUUUGAUCCUAUUACCGACACAGCUGUAAUCAAUAAAGGAUUCUAUGGAUAUCUUAGUCAACUUAAUAUUUAUAAUAAAUCACUCGGGAUUCAAGAUCUUGCCAAGCUGGCAUCUAGCCAUAAAGAAGUUCUUAGCAACAUAGUGUAUGGCUGGGGAAACUAUUAUGUUGUUCAAGGUGCCAGAAAGAGAGUUCCAUCUAAAGUCGGAAUACCAAGUUCGAGUCAAAAAACACCAGUAUCCCUGAAGAGUUGUCCUUCCACAGUACAUAACUACGGUUCUGAGAGCAGUAUACUAUUAAACUGGGACACUCCAGUAUUUUCUGAUUAUUUGGAGAUAAAGGAAAACUACAGACCAGGUACCCUAGUCCCCUUGGGACGAUAUUUCGUAACAUAUCAAGCAAAAGACAAAUAUGGUAACAUGGCAUUCUGCAACUUCAAGGUUUACACUAAAAAUUCAAACUGUUCUUCACCAGAAGCUCCACUGCAUGGAUCACAUCAAUGUAAUUACAAUAGUUGGCCUUACUAUUCUUGCACGAUGAGCUGUAACCCUGGACACGUUCCAGUAACAGAAUACCCAUAUCUAUACACAUGUGGUCCAUCAGGCAGCUGGAACCCUAAAGAACGUGCACAACCUUUCCAGUUCCCGUACUGUGGAGAAUCUGUGGCACCAACCACUGAUAUUUCUAUGAGAUUGUCUUACAAGAUUCAGUCAACUAACUGCGGAGCGGCAAAGGCAUCCAUGUUACCAAAGCUCAAUGAAACCAUGACGAAAAUCUCUGCAGAAAACAAUGGCAUUCUUUGCGAACACUCGGACUGUCGAAAUGUCGAUUGGAAUGUAAACUGUACUUUAGUGCCACCAGGAAGCCAAGCGUUGGACUUUUACGUUAGAUUGAAAAAUGUUAGUGAACGUACUUCAGGAAAUGUGACUGCCGAAGAUAUCCUAAGAAAAGCCGUUAUUGACGAUUUGAAGUUCGACUACCCAAAAUUUGUUGGGGGAGCAACUGUAAUCCAAGAGUCUUUCGAAAGCGAAUCAGAAGAAGUCUGUGAUCCAAACCAAUCUUUUAUAAAUGAUGCGUGUGUUAUUUGUCCGUUGGGAACAUAUUUCAAUGCAAGUCAGAAAAUGUGUGAGAAAUGUCCAAUAGGAAGCUAUCAAGAUGAAAAAGCACAACUGUCUUGUAAACAGUGUCCAAAUUCUAAGACCACCAUUACUACAGGAAGCAGGAAUGUCACAGCGUGUAACGAUGCUUGUGAGAUGGGAUACUAUUUUGAUGCAGUAGCUCAAAACUGCACACCGUGUGAUACUAACAGCUUUCAAAAUGAAACGGGUCAAUUUGUCUGUAAACCUUGUCCAUUCGGAAGAAGUACAAAACAAGUAGGUUCCACGUCAGAAUCUGAAUGUUCCAUAACAUGUGCCGCUGGGUUUGAACGUACUACCAACUGCACGCCAUGUGAGAUUGGCUACUAUCGAGAGAAGAACAGUAUUGUUAACACUUGUGUGAAAUGUAUGAACAACACCAUAACUCUUACUACAGGAAGUACAAGUGUAGAUCAAUGCAAUAUAACUGGCUGCAUCGCUGGUGAAUACUUGGAGGUAUCCAACAACACUUGUAUGCCUUGCCCAUAUGGCACAUACCAGAACAUGAGCUACCAAACCAGUUGUGUAAGCUGCCCUCCCAGUCAUCGCACAGACAUAACAGGUGCACAGGAUAUCAGCAAAUGCAAAUUCUUCUGCCCGUCGGGUUUUGACGCUAAGGGAGAUAAAUGCAGAUCCUGCGACAUUGGAUCUUACAAAGACAAUAAAGUUGAUUUUUACGGUAAUUGUCGACACUGUCGAGCCAACUAUACAACUCGUGGCAUCAAUUCAACAUCAGAAAAGGACUGCAACUUGUAUAAGUGUAAACCUGGCCAACAGCCCAAUGCUAACCAAACUGGUUGUGAGCUUUGUCCUCCAGGAACUUAUCAACCAGACUAUGAGAAGGAAAGCUGCAUCCCAUGUAAUGCCAAUUACAGUACAAAGGCUUCAGGUUCUAUAAACUCAAAUUCCUGUGAAGGAAAGACAUGUUGUUCUUACUGCGAAAGUGGCUACGAAAAGGUAGCCAGCAAUUCUCAACAAUGUUCUCCGUGUGGAAUUGGUUCCUACAAAGACAACUCAAAAGGAAUUUUUUCUGAAUGCACCAAAUGUCCAACAGGGAAAAUAACAGAAUUUAAGGCCUCCACAUCAGAGAGUAACUGUACAAUAAGUUCUUGCACACCUGGAUUCUACCUAUUCAACAACACAUGUCUACCGUGUCCUAUUAAUCAAUACCAAAAUGAAAGUCAGCAACCCUCUUGUCUCCCUUGUCCAUCAGGCUUCAUAACUUGGGGAAAUGGUUCUUCCUCUUGUGUUCGUAAUUGCUCAGCAGGUGAACAAAGUACGAGCCCAGACUCUUGUGUCAAAUGCGCUAUCGGAACCUAUCGUACUGCCAAUGAUCCCGUUUGUAUUAAAUGUCCGUCUGAUUUCCUAACUGAAGGAGAAGGAAAGACAUCGGCAGCAGAUUGUACAAUUCCUCCGUGUAAUGAAGGAACAUACUACAAUGGUUCAACGUGUUUAAAUUGUACGUUGGAUGAGUACCAAGACGAGAAGCAUCAAAGAACUUGCAAGAGUUGUCCAACUGGUAAAUAUACGCCAUCUGAAGGGACAAAGGAUGCUGCUUCAUGCACAACUUACUGUGAAGCAAGAAAAACUGUCUGCCCACAAAAUGCGAAAUGUGUUAAUACAGACUCUGGUCAUAAUUGUACAUGCAUUGCUGGACAUGUGCGGGUUUCUAAUGGAACGUGUGUGUAUGCCUGUGAUACAGACUACUGCUUAAAUGGAGGCACCUGUGCGCGAUCGCCUUCAUCCCCUAGGUGUAUCUGUACAAAAUACUACAAAGGAACCACUUGUGAACAAGAACUUUCUGCUUCAGAACUCUCUAACAAUACAACCGACAUAAUUAUUGGAACCUCCAUCGGUGUCACGAUAGCAAUACUGUUCCUUAUCUUACUUAUAACUUAUAUUUGUAUCCGGAUGAGAAAAUCUCACCGAGGUGACGUUGCAGAAAAUGGUUCCUAUAUGCAAUCACUUUAUGACCCAGUGUCGAAAGCAUACUCGGUUCCAUACAACAACAGUUUAUACGAAUUUUCUAACACAUUAUCACAAAGCAAGCGUUAAUUGAAAGCUUUCACAAAUUCAGCAUACGUCUCAGCCGAUAACCAUUUCAUCUCCAGUAUGUAAAAUACCAAUUCCAAAAUCGAGGCAGGCCAAUUAUAUCAGGAAUUUUUCAAUAUGUUUGAUUCUUGUAUAUUUCUGUUCUAUAUGUAUAUUAUUUUUUAAAUAUAUUUUUUAACUUUUUGUUUUCACUUUCUGCCUCCAAUCACUAACGCGAUCCGCAAAAUAACGGCGAGAUAAAAAUGAUUAACUUUAUUUUUAUUAACUUCGUCAAAUUGAAGAUAUAAUUUAAUCCAACGAUAUGUGCGGAUAUAUUUUUGUUUUUUUCUUUUAUUUUCGUUUCUUUGUUUUUUGUUUCAAUUUUUGUUGCUCUCGUUUGUCAUGUGCUUCAAGAACGCAUUCAGUGUUUAUGUAUGUGUGUGAAUGCAUGCACACACACACACACACACACAGAGAGAUAGAUAGAUAGAUAAUAGAUAGAUAGAUAUAUAGAUAGAUAGAUAGAUAGAUAGAUAGAUAGAUAGAUAGAUAGAUAGAUAGAUAGAUAGAUAGAUAGAUAGAUAGAUAGAUAGAUAGAUAGAUAGUUGCGUGUGUGCCUUGAGAUGUACAUAUAACUCUAUAUCUGCAAAUUAGACUAAACAAGGAAACAUUCUUCAUUGAAAAAUACAAGCCCAAACUUAACCAUUCCAACAUUCUUAUACAGAGAAACUCACUCCAAAAAAAGGCAAGAAAUAUUAAGCGAUUAUCUC